This is a messenger RNA of Entrophospora sp. SA101, 933 nucleotides long. NCBI's taxonomy places the organism in Eukaryota, Fungi, Glomeromycota, Glomeromycetes, Entrophosporales, Entrophosporaceae. The record is from the annotation of a GenBank genome assembly.
AUGAAUUCUCUUGCUCAUAAUCCUCAAUUACAACAGUAUAUUCAAAUGCAUCCAAAUGCUCUGAGUGUGGGUGGUGCCAACAACCUGACAUCACAACUUCAUACAAACUAUCAUGGUUUACCAAUGGGCGGUGGAGAUCCAUGGGGUGCCGCUGCUGGUAAUCCAAUACCUCUGUCAAUUCAACAACAUCAAAAAUUUGCUCAACUAGAAGAUGAAAAAAUUUAUAUUCUAAUCACCGAGUUAACAAAUCCUAAUAAUCGUGAACAAGCUCUAUUAGAGUUGAGCAAGAAACGUGAACAAUAUGAUGAUCUGGCUUUGAUAUUAUGGCAUUCUUUUGGUGUGAUGACUGCAUUGUUGCAGGAAAUCGUUUCUGCAUAUCCACUUUUAUCUCCUCCCACACUCUCAGGUCCAAUAUCUAAUAGAAGGUCUAUUUCUCAAUACAAAACAAGACCAUUCGAAUAUCUUAGGUUAACUAGUUUGGGUGUUAUUGGUGCUCUUGUUAAGAACGACAACCCAGAUGUUAUUUCAUUCUUGUUGUCUACUGAAAUCAUACCAUUAUGUCUACGUAUAAUGGAGACUGGGAGUGAACUUUCCAAAACGGUUGCAAUAUUUAUUGUUCAAAAAAUUCUAUUGGAUGAUAUUGGAUUGCAAUAUAUAUGUGCUACAUACGAAAGAUUCUAUGCUGUGAGAACAGUUUUGAGUAAUAUGGUUAACCAAUUAGUGGAAACUCAAGCUGUUCGUUUAUUAAAACAUGUUAUCAAAUGUUAUCUUCGGCUUUCUGAUAAUCCAAGAGCUAGAGAGGCACUUCGUCAAUGUUUACCUGAAUCACUUCGUGAUCAUACAUUUGCGCAAGCAUUAAAAGACGAUAUAACCACUAAAAGAUGUUUGAAUCAGCUUUUACUCAAUCUUUCAGAAAAUAUGCCUACCAAUUGA